UUUCACGGUAUAAAUAAAAUCAUAUAAUAAAACAAAAAUAAUAUGAACCGUGGAUUCAAAUAUUCCCAGUCAGUGGUCGUUUAUACACUCAUGCUGACCGUUUCCACUGUUGUACAUUACACGGACGCGGAGUGCUGGGACACAGGAUGUCAACUGGACUCGUGGUUGGUCAAGGGUUGCGAGCAGUACGACGGAAUGACAGAAAUAAAGCGUAAGCCGUGUGGUCGCGGCGGUAAAUCCGCAGGCCACGUGUAUUCCUGUUGUUACCAAUUGAAUUCGAUCGAUUCCUCUCGGAAAUUGUGCCGGGCCACGGAAUGCAUAUCGGAUUCAGUAGGAUCGGAUCACCAUGAUGCAUCAAGUAGCGGCGAUGGCGGUGGUUGCAGCUCACUGCAGUACCGGGGCACGAUCGAGGUUGCAAGAUCGCCGUGCGACAGGGGCCACGUGUACUUUUGCUGCAACAGUACGAACGAUCCUUCGGACGCUGUGCAACUGAACAAAAUCGGAGACCUUACCUACUAUAGUUUGGGGUUGACGGCGUGCGGCCGGACGUACACCGACGACGACAUGGUUGCGGCGAUAGCGUUCGGCCAUUUCACCACUCCGAAUCCAAAUUUUGAUCCCAUGUGCGGCAAACGUGUGAAAAUAAUCGACCCUACUACGUUGAAAUCUAUAGUAGUGACUGUGAGAGACAAAUGCGAAGCCUGCAAGAUGAAUGAUAUCGAUGUGUCUCCGUCUGCGUUUGAAAAACUUAAACCGAAAAUUGUUGGUAGAUUCAAAGUCGUUUGGGAUUUUAUUUGA
Rhopalosiphum maidis (corn leaf aphid) is the source of this 798-nucleotide messenger RNA. RefSeq lists its product as uncharacterized. NCBI's taxonomy places the organism in Eukaryota, Metazoa, Arthropoda, Insecta, Hemiptera, Aphididae. Bases 43 to 798 code for a protein of 251 amino acids. The record is from RefSeq and is a predicted model, not a curated record. The transcript has a single exon.